Messenger RNA from Schistocerca piceifrons (Central American locust), 2067 nucleotides. It is a transcript of the gene Exd2, whose product is annotated as exonuclease 3'-5' domain-containing protein 2. Gene Ontology annotation, cellular component: nucleus; cytoplasm. Gene Ontology annotation, biological process: nucleobase-containing compound metabolic process. Gene Ontology annotation, molecular function: nucleic acid binding; 3'-5' exonuclease activity. The transcript is spliced from 7 exons. The record is from RefSeq and is a predicted model, not a curated record. NCBI's taxonomy places the organism in Eukaryota, Metazoa, Arthropoda, Insecta, Orthoptera, Acrididae. Bases 199 to 1965 code for a protein of 588 amino acids.
GAAAAUCUGUGACAGCGCAGCGUUAUUGUUUGGUGUUUGGGUUCUGUUGUACAAUAAUAAUAGGGGUGUAUAUAUUCUUAUGGUAGCAAUGCUAUUAUCAAUGGGUUAAGUGCCCUAAUGGGCAUGUAUUGAAAAAGAAAUCCCAGACCCUAAAUUAAUUUGUUUGCACGAGACACGAAGAGAUCUCUCUUUGUCAGAAUGUCUGAUCGUAAUAAAUAUUUGAUUUCUGGCAUUGUUUGUGCCACUGUAGGAGUAAGCGUAAUUUUUGCGUUUAGGAGAUUAAGAUACCGGAGAUUAAAAACAAAUAUACUCCACAGUCAACAAUGGAAAAAGAAUAUCAUUGUAGUGGACUCCUUAGAAAGAUGUGCGCCGGUUAUUGACAGCAUAAAAGAGAAAUGCCAGACGCUUAAAGUUCUUGGGUUUGAUUGUGAGUGGGUAACAAGCGAGAAAAAGUCACAUCCAGUAGCGCUUCUUCAGUUAGCAUCGUCGGACGGGUUUUGUGCUCUGUUCAGGCUUUGCAAAAUUAAAUGUGUUCCAGACGACUUGAAGGUCAUUCUCGAAGACAGCCGCAUUUUGAAAGUAGGUGUAGCUCCUACUGAUGAUGCAAAAUACCUCUUUCGAGACUAUGGAGUGUCAAUGCGGGGCUGUUUGGACUUGAGGCAUUUGCUUGCAGCAAAGGGCCUUACAAUAUCAGGCGGCCUUGCAGGCCUGGCAGAGAACAUACUGGGUGUUCACUUGAAUAAAGACUGGAAAAUUCGUUGCAGUGAUUGGGAGCGUGAUCACCUUACUCAAGAACAAUGUGAAUAUGCAGCACUUGAUGCUUUAGCUGCAUAUGAAAUUUUCAUCGAUAUUGCCAGACCAUCAGGAUGGUUUCAGAGUGGACAUGAUGCUGAUAAUGUAUCAAAGAUAACUGAAUCAUGUCAGCGUUACUUAGAUAUCAAAUACAAGAGUAGAAAGCAUGGUACAGCAGUGGAGAAAGAUGCUGGUGUUAAUGGAGCUUUUUGUGCUGUUAAAGAGGUCAAGAAAUUUAAGCAGUCAUCUAGAGCGCAUUAUACUCGAAGUCGACCUCUGUAUGAUAACUGUUACUUACAAGCACCAGAUGGAGAAAUUCUUUGCACCUGUGAUAAUAGCAAGGCCAAAUGGUACAUACAGAACAAUCUUGGUGAUCUGAUUACCGAGGACCCAUUCACUGUAAGGUUGCGAUUUGAACCUUCAGGCAGAGCCGUGGGAGAAGUGGGAAGUUACUACACCCAAGUAAAAGACAACUGUUGUGUUGUUUGUGGUCGUACAGAGUCAUAUUUGAGAAAAAAUAUUAUUCCUCGUGAAUACAGGAAAUACUUCCCAGCUGUAAUGAAAGAUCACACAUCACAUGAUGUUUUAUUGCUCUGUUGGGAGUGCCAUCAACUCAGCAAUUGGCAUGACUUGUCCCUUAGAACAACACUUGCAAAAAAAUGUGAUGCCCCAAUAGGGACAAAAGAGAACUUGAAGACCUAUAAUAUUCCUGGAUUGAAAGAAGUUCGUUCUGCAGCAGUAGCUCUGCUAAGAAAUGGAGAUAAAAUUCCGCCAGCACGCAAAGAAGAGAUUAAGAAGAAAAUUUUAAAUUAUUUUCAAGAGAGAGGUGAAAAUAAUGUGGAACUGACUCCAGAAAUGUUGGAGGAGGCAUCUGUUGUUGAAACUUGUGUACUUAACCAAGACUACCAACCACAUGGACAGAAAGUGGUUGAAUUUUUUAAGCAAGAUGGUAUGGGCGGCUUGGUGCAGUUAGAAAGAAUGUGGCGAGAACACUUUCUUGAAACAAUGCAACCCAAGUACCUACCACCAUUGUGGUCUGUGUCACACAAUCAUCACCGACUAGCCCAGCGAGCUGAACAGAACAGGGUUUUACCUCAUGAGUUAGAUAUUGCUGGUCUUGGACACAUUACAAUCAAAGAUUCACAGAAGAGAUGUGAAGAUCCAAGUGGUUGACUUUAUUUGAUGUUUUCACUGAAUGCACUAAAGCAUUUAUUCUGUUAAUUAUUUGUUUUGUUAUUUUGUAAGGAGACAAAUAUAUAUAUUUAUUUUUCCUUC